AUGAGAAUAUCCCAAUUGAUUGCCUUCGUAGCAGCGUUUUUUGUCCCGCUUUGUUUGGCCCUUUCCAACGAAGGUUUGGCCAAAGAAGCUGCCAAAGGUAAAGGUGUCCUGAAAUUGACCAAUAACAAUUUUGAAAGACUCUUGAAAGGCCCCAGAGAUGCCUAUUUAGUCGUGUUCCUAACAUCCACAAGCCCAGCCAUUGGGUGCAGCUUAUGCACUGAAUUGGAGCCCGAGUUCAAUCUACUGACUGAAUCAUGGGUCAAAGAUCAUAAGGACGGUAUUUCUGGAAACGGUGAGCAAGCUCUAUUCUUUGCAAAAGCAGAUUUCGACCCCAAGAAGAAUAACAAAGUUUUCAUGCAUUUCAAUGUGAACAACGUCCCACGACUACUUUUCAUUUCUCCAGAUCAAGAGUUUGGCACCUUCAGUCAAAUCAACCUACCGGGAGAAACUGGGCUUGCCAGGGUGGUUGCUGUUGUGAACGCUUUGAGGGAAGUCACUGGAAUCACAGACUUUCAAAUUCACCAGCCUCUCAACUGGGGGUCCAUUGCAAUCACUGCCUUUGCGACAGCUGCAAUCACGAUCUUAGUCAAAAAGAACAAAGAAGUCGCAGCCCGGUUGGCUACGUCAAAACCGCUUUGGGGACUUGCAACAGUGUCCAUCAUAAUUCUUUGGAAUUCAGGCUAUAUGUUUAAUGCCAUAAGAGGCAGUCAAUUUGCAGGCAUGACUCAAAACGGCGAGGCCGUAGUGUACUUCCUUGAAGGGCAACAACAAAACCAAUUUGGGAUCGAAACUCAGAUCAUCAGUGUCAUUUACGGGAUUCUUGCUGCCUCGACCGUGGGGCUCAUCACUUUCGUUCCCUACGCAGCAAAAUUCUAUGCUAAAGACAGGACAGGUAAGCUGUCGCCUUCUAGAGCUUCCUUCGUUGAAAUGGUUCUCGCACUGUCUUUCCUCAUCACAUUGUAUGCCAUCUACAGUGCCCUAUUGGCAGUCUUUGGUUUGAAAAGCUCGGGUUACCCAUUCAGACUUUUCCGUUUGCCAGGCAAUCUAUUCAAAUAA
Lachancea sp. 'fantastica' is the source of this 1056-nucleotide messenger RNA. Lineage: Eukaryota; Fungi; Ascomycota; Saccharomycetes; Saccharomycetales; Saccharomycetaceae. The record is from the annotation of a GenBank genome assembly.